Messenger RNA from Orcinus orca (killer whale), 9119 nucleotides. It is a transcript of the gene SLC4A8, whose product is annotated as solute carrier family 4 member 8. Gene Ontology annotation, biological process: transmembrane transport; monoatomic anion transport; bicarbonate transport. NCBI's taxonomy places the organism in Eukaryota, Metazoa, Chordata, Mammalia, Artiodactyla, Delphinidae. The transcript is spliced from 25 exons. Gene Ontology annotation, cellular component: plasma membrane. The record is from RefSeq and is a predicted model, not a curated record. Bases 398 to 3520 code for a protein of 1040 amino acids. Gene Ontology annotation, molecular function: solute:inorganic anion antiporter activity; sodium:bicarbonate symporter activity; monoatomic anion transmembrane transporter activity.
CCCGAGUCGGGGCUCCGCAGGCCACUCCCUGAGGGCGAGGGGAGGCCAGCUCGGGACACCAGGGGGCGCUCGGGGCGGUCGGGGAUCGGGCCCGGGCUGCGAAUGGGUGACCUUGGGCCAAAAGGGGGAGCCGCAUCCUUUGCGUGGCCGGCUGAGGAGCCCUGACGGCCCGCGGCCGGUGACCUCUGUUCUCCUCGGAUCCUCCUUGCUGGGAAAGAGGCUGGCUUCUGGCCUUGCCGUGUCCUGCUGGAACGUGGGAGAAAGGGUAGCCAGGGACCUUGCUCUGAGACCAGAUGAAGAAGCUGUGGUGGAUCAGGGUGGGACCAGUACAAUUCUCAACAUCCACUAUGAGAAAGAAGAGUUGGAAGGUCAUAGGACUCUGUACGUGGGGGUCCGGAUGCCGCUGGGCCGGCAGAGCCAUCGGCACCACCGAACCCAUGGCCAGAAGCAUCGGAGACGAGGGCGGGGCAAGGGAGCCAGCCAGGGGGAGGAAGGCCCCGAGGCCCUGGCCCAUGACACGCCAUCUCAGCGUGUUCAGUUCAUUCUUGGCACUGAGGAGGACGAAGAGCAUGUGCCUCACGAGCUGUUCACAGAACUGGAUGAGAUCUGCCUGAAAGAGGGAGAAGAUGCCGAGUGGAAGGAGACAGCCAGGUGGUUGAAGUUUGAAGAAGAUGUUGAGGAUGGGGGAGAGCGCUGGAGCAAGCCUUACGUCGCAACCCUUUCACUGCACAGUCUCUUUGAGCUAAGGAGCUGCCUUAUUAACGGAACGGUCCUUCUCGAUAUGCAUGCAAACAGCAUAGAAGAAAUCUCAGACCUGAUCCUGGACCAGCAGGAACUGUUCAGUGACCUGAAUGACAGCAUGAGGGUUAAAGUACGGGAAGCCCUUCUCAAAAAGCAUCAUCAUCAGAAUGAAAAGAAGAGAAAUAACCUCAUCCCCAUUGUUCGCUCCUUUGCUGAGGUUGGCAAGAAACAGUCUGAUCCACAUUCAAUGGAUAAACAUGGUCAGACUGUGUCUCCUCAGUCCGUUCCAACUACAAGUCUUGAAGUAAAAAAUGGAAUGAAUUGUGAACACAGUCCCGUGGACUUAAGCAAGGUCGACCUUCAUUUCAUGAAGAAAAUUCCCAGUGGGGCAGAGGCCUCGAAUGUCCUGGUUGGAGAGGUGGACUCUCUGGGCCGCCCCGUUGUCGCCUUUGUGAGGCUGUCUCCGGCAGUCCUUCUCUCGGGCCUGACAGAAGUGCCCAUCCCAACAAGAUUUUUGUUUAUCCUACUGGGUCCAGUAGGGAAAGGUCAGCAGUACCAUGAGAUUGGCAGAUCCAUGGCCACCAUCAUGACAGAUGAGAUUUUUCAUGACGUGGCAUAUAAGGCGAAAGAGCGGGACGAUCUCCUGGCGGGGAUUGACGAGUUCCUAGACCAGGUGACGGUGCUGCCUCCGGGGGAGUGGGACCCCUCCAUUAGAAUUGAGCCGCCCAAAAACGUCCCUUCCCAGGAGAAAAGGAAAAUGCCUGGAGUUCCAAAUGGAAAUGUUUGCCACAUAGAACCGGAACCACAUGGGGGCCACAGCGGGCCAGAACUUCAACGCACUGGGCGGCUGUUUGGGGGCUUGGUGCUGGACAUCAAGCGGAAGGCCCCCUGGUACUGGAGCGACUACCGGGAUGCACUCAGCUUACAGUGUUUGGCCUCCUUUCUGUUCCUGUACUGUGCCUGCAUGUCACCUGUCAUCACCUUUGGGGGAUUGCUCGGAGAAGCCACUGAGGGGCGCAUAAGUGCAAUUGAAUCCUUGUUUGGAGCCUCCAUGACUGGGAUUGCCUAUUCCUUGUUUGCCGGACAGGCUCUCACCAUCCUUGGAAGUACUGGGCCAGUGCUUGUGUUUGAAAAGAUUUUGUUCAAAUUCUGCAAAGACUAUGCUCUUUCAUACCUCUCCCUGCGAGCUUGUAUCGGACUGUGGACCGCCUUCCUGUGUAUUGUCCUUGUGGCAACUGACGCCAGUUCCCUUGUCUGCUACAUUACCCGCUUCACUGAAGAAGCGUUUGCCUCCCUGAUUUGCAUUAUUUUCAUCUAUGAAGCAAUAGAAAAGCUGAUUCACCUGGCAGAGACCUACCCCAUCCACAUGCACAGUCAGCUGGACCACCUCAGCCUGUAUUACUGCAGGUGUACUCUCCCAGAGAACCCAAACAAUCACACCUUACAGUACUGGAAGGACCACAACAUCGUGACAACAGAAGUCCACUGGGCCAACCUGACUGUUAGUGAGUGCCAGGAGAUGCAUGGAGAGUUCACGGGCUCUGUGUGUGGCCACCAUGGACCCUAUACUCCCGAUGUGCUCUUUUGGUCCUGCAUUCUAUUCUUCACCACCUUCAUCCUCUCCAGCACCUUGAAGACAUUUAAGACAAGCCGCUAUUUCCCAACCAGAGUCCGCUCCACGGUGAGUGACUUUGCUGUUUUCCUCACUAUCUUCACAAUGGUGAUUGUUGAUUUUUUGAUUGGAAUCCCAUCACCAAAGCUUCAAGUUCCCAGUGUGUUCAAGCCAACACGGGAUGAUCGAGGGUGGAUUAUUAGUCCCAUUGGCCCCAAUCCCUGGUGGACUGUGAUAGCUGCAAUUAUCCCAGCUCUUCUCUGCACUAUCUUGAUAUUCAUGGACCAGCAGAUCACAGCUGUCAUCAUUAACAGGAAGGAACACAAGCUCAAGAAAGGAUGUGGCUACCACCUGGACCUGCUGAUGGUGGCCGUCAUGCUGGGUGUCUGCUCCGUCAUGGGCCUGCCCUGGUUUGUGGCUGCAACUGUCCUGUCCAUCACACAUGUGAACAGCCUCAAACUGGAAUCUGAGUGCUCUGCCCCUGGAGAACAGCCCAAAUUCUUGGGUAUCCGAGAACAGAGAGUAACAGGCCUUAUGAUCUUUGUGCUGAUGGGCUGCUCAGUCUUCAUGACAGCUAUAUUAAAGUUUAUCCCGAUGCCGGUACUCUACGGAGUUUUCCUCUACAUGGGAGUGUCUUCACUACAGGGAAUUCAGUUCUUUGAUCGUCUGAAGCUCUUUGGGAUGCCUGCAAAGCACCAGCCAGACUUCAUCUACCUUCGGCACGUGCCGCUGCGCAAAGUGCACCUCUUCACCCUCAUCCAGCUGACCUGCCUCAUCCUGCUUUGGGUCAUCAAGGCAUCUCCAGCUGCCAUUGUCUUUCCAAUGAUGGUUUUGGCCCUGGUCUUUGUCAGGAAAGUCAUGGAUCUCUGUUUCUCUAAGCGGGAGCUGAGCUGGUUAGAUGAUCUCAUGCCGGAAAGCAAAAAGAAGAAGUUGGAUGAUGCCAAAAAGAAGGCCAAGGAGGAAGAGGAGGCUGAGAAAAUGUUAGAAAUGGGGGGAGACAAGUUCCCCUUAGAGAGCAGGAAGUUACUAAGUAGUCCUGGAAAGAACAACAGUUUCAGAUGUGACCCCUCUGAGAUUAAUAUAUCUGAUGAAAUGCCUAAAACCACAGUCUGGAAAGCUCUCAGUAUGAAUUCUGGAAACACAAAGGAAAAGAGUCUCUUCAACUAAAAGUCUUUGCUGGGAUGGAGGAUGUGGGCCGUGAGGUGCCACAGGGAAGUUCUGGUUACAGAGAAGAUGACGAGUGUCUCCGAGAAGAAGCGAGCCCAAGUGUGGCCCUGUCCUUGGUCCUGUCGAAGCCACGCGAGCAUUCAGUUAUUGGUGGUGUGCGUCGGAGGGCACCGCCUGGUAUGAGUGUGGAAGCAGAAGACCACCUCCCGUUGGUACUUCUCCUCUUCCUUCUCUUUCUCUUCAGAACUGCCACCGCCGAAGACCCAGCUUCCCAUUUGCCAGACAUUUCCUCCGAAACCCUCUGCUGGCCUGCUGAGCCGUACGGAUCCAUUCUGCCACUGAGGAUUUCCUCGGUGAGGUCCCUCUUGCUCAAGGACAGGGUGAGGAUGUAGGAGGAGAGCAGAGAGGAAUAGGAAGCCCCUCCAGCCCCAUAGUGGCCGCGGGCUCCUGGGCAGCCCCGGGCCUUGGUCUGGUUGCCUGCUCUGGGGGAUGCUGGCGAGACCCAGAGGCCACCAGGAGGGUCUGCUCGUAGGAGGGUCAGCGCCCUGGGCCUUGGCAGUGCUCACCACCACAGCCAGAAGAUGCCUCUGGCCUGGUGCGUCUUCAUCGCUCCCUAGCAGCAGCCUGCAUAACUCAGCAAGAACCUUGGAUGAUGAAAGGGCCAAGGGGGACAUUGAAGUUGCUUAGCUCAGACAGGAAAAGGCCUGGGGGAAAAUCAGUGAUGGUGAGUGAGGAUGAACAGCUUCUCCUAACUCCACUGAUAGGGUAAGAGAACAAGCUUCAGUGGCUACAGAAGGAAUUAGUUUAGACACCAGGAAGGACUUCCUAGCCUGAAGAUUUGUCAUAGUGUCUGCUUUCUAGAUAUCUGGGAAAGGUUUGACUGUAGUCGUUUGUGAGUAGAAAAGGAGAUAAGGUGUUCUUAAUUGGCCAUGUUGUGGAAACAUCCAUGUCCUGCUGCUGUCUCUUGAGGACACACUCUGAUUCCAUUCCUGGAGAGAUCCAAGUGCUUACGUAACGUCUCCUUAGCUGCCUUAGUAGCAAACCAUCACCAACUCAAUGGACCAGACCACCUUCAUCAUCCUGGAUUUUUUUGUUGACAGAUGUUCUGACUUUCAGAUGUAAAAAGCCACAUUGGGAAAUGAACUGUAAGUGGUGAAAUUAAUUUUGGUAUUUAGUUUAAAACUAUAUUUAUGGUUUCUGUCUCCUCUUCUCUUUUGCAAUGAAUAUCGAGGGUUUGGGCUCCAUUGUGUAUAGACUUUCCCUUCCUUUGUGCACAGAAUGUGACUAGCAAGCAUGUUGGUACCCAGGGGAUCUGAUCAGUUCAGUUUCCCUCCUGGAAAAUAUUUGUACGGUGGGACCGUCCGUCGGUGUGCUCUCCUUUCAUAGGUGAAGAGUUGGCUACGUAACUUUAUUGAAUUUUGCAUUCCUUAGACUCAUAAAUAUAUUCAGGUAGUCUUACUCUAAGGACCUUUGAUACUGAAGGAAUCCUGCCUUUUUCCUAUUUCCCUAUCUCUUAGAGUCAGUCCUUUUAAUACACAGAUGAUUUUCAAAAUACUUAACAACUGGUACAGAAUGGGCACCAACCACUCAGAACGGAUGCCUGCUGUAAACAAGCAGUAUGUAUGGCCUUGCCAGUGCCUACUGGCUGAACGUCACGGGGCUUUCAACGAUUAAAAUGACAUUCCUUUGAAUUGUGGGUAUUGUUCCUGGCUUGUCUGAUUUCUACUCACAAGGCUGUUUCAGGGACAGCCUCGGCAUCCUUUCAUAUGCUGCAGACAGGAACAGGCAUGCUUCUUUGAACUAUAUGGGCAUUAAAAUCUUUGAGAGCCAAAGCUUCACAUUUUAUCACUUUAGGAUAAAUGUAAUAUUGUACCCAUCUACCUACCUAAUUUAGAAAAAUCUUAAGGCAACCUGUCAUUGGGAAAAGCUUUCUUGCUGACUUUCCCUGUCCCUCUCUGCUUCUGUGAGCUUUUUGCCUCCUUUUUCAUCUUCUCUGUUCCCUGAGGACACACACACACACACACACACACACACACACACACACACACACACACACACACACACACACACACACACACACACACACACACACACACACACACACACCCCGCUUUUCUUCCCCCAUCUUGCCCUGCCCAUCUUUUCCUGCCACUUCUGUAUAGGGAGGGUGGUGACCGCUUCACCUGCUCCCCUGGCCUCGGCGUGGCGAUGAGGAAUACGGCAGGGAAGAGUCCAUCAUGCAACAGAACUACGUGGCAGAGUCACUCAGAAAAACCUCUCUACACCCACACUGACGUCUUGUGAUGCCCUGUGCUGGCAGGCUUCCCGAGAGUGGGGAGCCGGUCUUUGUUAACUCUGUGUAGUACGCUUCCUGAGCCAGACCCUCCCAGCUUACCGCGCCUUCGGAACGUUAGCUACUUUGGAAGGCUGUGCCAGUCUUUUUAGGCUAUUAGAUUUUCUUCAAACAACAGCCAGCCUCGUUUGUGCUACAUCUCAGUGGUAGGAACCAUUCCCUACUCUUCCUCUCUUAUCUUUCCCGAGUCCCACCCAUCCCUCAGCCCCAGUCCUGGCUGCUUCCCUGCUCAGUGGCUGGUGACUAUGGGUUGCAGAGUCAAGUUGGGGGUGGGGGGGGGCGUUUAGGGUAGGAGACUGGGACUGGUGGUGGAGCAUCAGCCACGUGUAUGUACCUGUGUGUGUAUGCACGUGUGUCUACCAACAAGUGAGAGUGUAUCCAUGAGAUUUCAUUGCUGCUGCUAAACAACCUCGUGCACCUGAGCUGUGGGGACAUCAAAAGAAUAUGGUCAUUCUCCCUUCUAGCGCUUCCCCUCUCUAUUCUGAUAGAAUUGCCUGAGGGCAAAUACAGGUAGAUUAGUCUUAGAAAAAGGUGUUUAAGCUCAACAUUAAUGAGACACUGAUUUAGGGGUAGAAAGCAGGUAGUUAGGUAAUUCCCAUGCCCAGGCUUGCUUGGGCCAGAGAAGUAGUCCACCUCUUUUCUGACAAGGGUAAAUUCAGGAGUCGUUUGAGUGUUGGCAGGGCAAUGCCUGAUAGGCUAGCAGUGUAGAGGAGGAAGGGAGGGAGGCCGGAGAUUUAAGAAAAUGAUGGUGAGUGGACUCUUGCUUCUAAACAGAAGAACUGGCAUCACUAAGUGGGUGGGUUACGUCCUAGCCCAUGACUUAUGGAAGGGGUUGGUUUAGAUAGGAGGUGAAGGCCAGCAGAAAUAUGCUGUGAAAUUGCUCAGCACGUCUGGUUGCAGGAAAUGCAGGCUAGUUCUCUGUAGCUGUAUAUGAUUUCAAACUUCUGAUAAUGGGAUUGUCAAGAGAGCUGGUCUUUACUGCACACAGCUCCUAUCCCCCUUCUCCUUGUUGGUAUAAAUUUGCCUUUGGGGUAGAGAACCAUAUAUUUUCAAAAGACGUUAUAAAUGUUGCUAUUUCUAUUUGUCUGAGAUGUGUCUGGCUUUUAAAUUAGUCAUAAAUGUUUGAUAAAAAUCUGGCAUAUGCUAAGUCUUAGGUUUUGUUGACAUAUCAGGCUGACAAGAGGUCAGACCUUCAGAGGUCUCUGGUUUGGGGAAUCUGGUUUCCGGUCAUUCAAAAAAACACAAUUCCCAGUUCGACUUUAUUUUCUACCUACUCAGUGCUCUAGUCUUCUCUCUUAAUAGAGGAAUCAGUAAUUCUCCCUGCAGCUUCUCUGUCAACUUCAGUGUCCACGUUUGGAGUCUCCACAUUUUCCUGAUGCGUAGGAGAAGGCUUGAGCCCAGGACCCGUGGCUUUCAUUUUAAGCAGCGUCAGACAUGCUAUUAAGUAUGUUCUCUCUGCUACUUAAUCAGCUUCUCUAAGUGUCUUCUUUUGCUGGAGAGUUAGUGCCACCUUCUUACACCUUCCUCAGACUUCUCAGGUUCCCAAGCCAUAUCCUGGCAGGACAUUCAACAUGCAUCGGAUGUUCUCAGGCUUCUUGACUUUCUUUUGGUUGCAGCUGCCAGGACUCCUAAGGUAGAAAUCCUUCCUGUCGGCCCUGACUGGCCAAAUGAGACAGCGUCUAAGCUCUUCCCCCUUGUACUGACUCAGCUUUUUCACAUACUCCUUCCCGUCCUUUCUGCCUUUUCCUCAGUCUGUCAAGUUUUCCUUGGAGGGAAGAAGUACUUGGUCAGAGGUCCUAACCACCACGGCCAGUUAGGGCUGGUGAGAGGGGGAGGAGGCUGGACGGUUCUGGGGCUUCUCAAAAAGGUGAGACUUACGGUUAUUUGCCUUAUUUAGGGUGAGGGACUAAGGAUUCUCAAGCCCUCAGGGUCAUCCAUAUUUCGGUGUAAAUAGAAAAAGACAUUCCAAAACCAAAUAGAAGGGAUUUUUCUGCCAAUCUACUCCUUGUUUUUGGCGGUACGCUGGCCUCUCACUGUUGUGGCCUCUCCCGUUGCGGAGCACAGGCUCCGGACGCGCAGGCUCAGCGGCCAUGGCUCACGGGCCCAGCCGCUCCGCGGCAUGUGGGAUCUUCCCGGACCGGGGCACGAACCCGUGUCCCCUGCAUCGGCAGGCGGACUCUCAACCACUGCGCCACCAGGGAAGCCCAAAUCUCCUCUUUAUAAUUCUUGGUGCCCUUGGGGUCUUGCAUUAAUUAUAGAGAAUGGGUAGCUGACUCAGCUCACAUUUCUUUAUCGGAAAGGAGGCUGAUCUUCACCACCAAAAGAGGUGUGAAGUAACUAUAUGAUUGCCUGAAGCUUGGAAAGAGGAAAGGAGUGUCACGUGAAUCUUUUCAAGAGGAAAAUUCAGAAAGUGGCAUGAUUCAUCCAUUAAGCAUAAUUCUUUUAGAAGAUUCUGUGCUCAAAGGGAAUGGAAUGGUUUCUGAUCCUUCUGGAAAGAAAAAGAAUAGCAUUUUCUUUAACCCACUUUCAGCAUUGGAGAAUACAGAAGUUUUCUUCUAGCUGAUGGCAUUAAUAUUUCUGAGAGCGAGCCCACUCACAGCCCUUUCCCGAGCCCAGCAGAAAUCAGCAGAGCUUGGGUUCUCUUAGCAGGUUUGCAGUUGACUCCAACAUGCAGGUUUUUCACAUGUGCAAUAAUGUUGGAAACAGAAGUACCAAACUGAAUAUGCAAUUAACUCCUUUUGCAAAAGAGGCCAGAAUCCUCCUCCCCAUGCCUCUCUCCCAUAUUCACUCCUCCAAGACGAUAAGCCUCCCCCUCGUUGAUCUGUGUCUGUCUGUCUGAUUGGUUAGAUACGGCUGCCCUCCCAAGCACAUGGUGUCAGGUGGAGAGCAGAGCGACCUUCCCACGGAAGGGGACGGCUUGAGGUGCUGGUACAUUUCCCUCGUUUUCUGUGUUCUUUCUAGUAGGUCUCCUGUAGAGAUAGAGAUAUUUUUGUUUUAGAGAUUCCAAAGUAUAUAUUUUUGGUGUAAGAAAUGUACCCUCUCCACACUCCCUGGUGUAAAUAGGACUGAGAACAAAUGCGUUGCCGUGAUAAUUCCAUAGCGAUCUGCGGUAGGGGUGGGACCCCUGUCCCUCACCACCGAGUCUCACGGCCUGUGUCUGUGAACCAGGGGAGGUGAUGGUGACGCCUCUGCCUGCCCAGACCUUCCUGUGCUCAAUGGGUGAAAAAUAAAGUCUGUGUAACUGUU